Molecule: messenger RNA, 2062 nt
Organism: Paramuricea clavata
Lineage: Eukaryota; Metazoa; Cnidaria; Anthozoa; Malacalcyonacea; Plexauridae
Source: the annotation of a GenBank genome assembly
CGGAAAGAUUACGCCCUCUAGUCACAUGACUGAUUUCGAAAUUCGCAUUGAUUUCGCAGUUCCUAGAACAACAGUUCUGACUUCUGAGCAAUUGUGUUCUGUGUUUUACCUUUGUUCUUCGAAGAAAAUUGAACGUAUGUAGGUCAAUAUAUGAAACAGUUUCUACUGGUUAUGUUACAAGAUGUAACUUAACUUUGAUCGUGAUUGUAUCGUAAAGAAUAUGGCCGAGGGUUACGACACAACUCGCUUUCAUUCAACUAUUGACGAGGGCUUUGUUUGCUGUAUCUGUCUCGGUGUCUUACAAGAUCCAAAGCAAUGUGAGAACAACGAGCAUUAUUUCUGUUCUGGUUGUAUCAAGAAACAUCUGGAGAAGACCUCGCAUAGUUGUCCUGUCUGUCAAGAUAAACUGACGGUAGAGACAUUGCGUAAGGCUCCAAGAAUUGUGGCCGACUGUGUUUCACGUUACAAGAUCAGUUGUGACCAUGCAGCGAGAGGCUGUGAUGCGAUUCUCGAGCUUGGAGCUCUACAGGCACACGUUCAGGACUGUGAUUUCAUGCCUGUCACUUGCCCAAAUGAAGGUUGUGACGACGUCGUGAGCAAACGCGAUGUAAAGCAACACGAGCUCGAUUUAUGUCGCUUCAAGACGACGACCUGUGACGACUGUGGGGAAAAGAUGGCUCAACAUAAAUAUGGUGCCCAUGGCUGCGUACUACGACGUGAUGUAGACGAAAUAAAGAAAGAUUUAGCAGAAAUGAAAGCCACGCAACAUGAAAUGAUGACGUGCAUGCAACGAAUGACGACUGCGUUUGAAAGUCUUCAAAAGUCUGUAAACUCCAAGAGUACUGAUAUUGUUGUCAUCGCUGGUUGGAAUCCCAAAACAGAAAAGUGUCUUUCUUCUGUUGAGCGAUUUAGCUUGUUAAACCAAACCUGGACACAGUUGCCUCGGUUAAAAAUAGCUCGAUCGGGUUCUGCAGCUGUGAUGUUUAACAAUCAAGUAUUUGUUUGUGGCGGGAUCACCGACGAUGAAACGCUUCUAGAUAGCAUCGAAGUAUUAGAUCUGAAUGGUAAUCCUCCAGAAUGGCACGAGUUUUUUGUCAAUCUUCCUAUCAAGAUCUUUGCUCACAAGUGCGUUGUCCAUGGGAAUCGUUUGCUGAUUAUUGGUGGCCAAACGAAGGUAGCUGGUGAGAGUUUGGAUGCGAUAUACGAGCUUCUCCUGGUUCCACCUUAUUCAUCCAAGUUGCUUUGUCACAUGAAGAAGAAACGAGCUCUUCAUGGAGUGGAGUUGUUCGAUGAUAAGGUUUUAAUCGCUGGUGGAGAAGAUGCGGAAACUGAUGUGGAAAUAUUCAACAUAGCAAGAAAUGAAUGUGUUGAAAUGCCACCACUGCCAUCUCCUGUUCGCGGUAUGGGCACAGUUCGCCGUGGUGACACCAUGCUUUUGAUUGGAGGCAUGGGAAAUAUGGAUGCACAGGAAGCCAGCAAUGAGAUUAUCGAGUACGAUUUCAAAACUGGCCAGAGUAAGGUCCUAUUGGCCAUGAAAACGGGACGAGCUUUUUGUUUGUGUGUUUGUUGUGGAAACACGCUUAUUGUAAUUGGUGGUGUGUUGGCCGACCCUGCUGCAGUGGAUUGUUUCAACUUUUUAUCAAAUUCCUGGAAGAGAUUACCCUCAAUGGCUGAGACAAGGAUGCUUGCUUCUGCAGUUGUUUUGAUUAAAGAAAAUUUGGAAUUUUGACAGUUGUUAACAAAUACUGACAUACUAUUUUAGUAAUCUAAUUAUAUAUAACCUUUUAAAAUAGAUAGAACUAAUACAGGCGAAUACUCUAAGAACAGUCAAUGGAACAAUAGUUAUUGCUUAACUUUGUUAAAGUGGCCUAGCUUUUUGUCAAUAUUAUGUAACCAAGUGAUUUUGUGAAUAAAAUGCUCAGAAAAUUAUCCAGUUUUGCUGCAAGCAUGGGAAAUCAACGACAUUCUUUGACAUUCUCAGUCAAGUACUCAACUACACACGUUAAAAUCUCGCAUCUUGUUGCAAGUCUGCCAACAAGCUGUCAACAAGUUGUGUUCGCAC